UUGAUAUAUGCUCUUCAAAUAAGACUACACUGGAUUCUCGGCACAUGGUAUACGUUAUAACUUAGAAUCAUAGAUUUGUAUUCAAGUGGAACAGAACUUCAAAUUAUGUUGUUGUAAGAGUUGCAUAGUAUUUUUUUUGCAAUGACACUUUUUGUUUGGGAGAAUUUAUUGAUGUCGGUAGAUCAUGUUGUUGUAACCUUUACUAAUAAUUUGCAAACUUUCUAUAGAGUUUAAAUGAUAUGCUAAGUAAAACACGCAAAGGUUUGGCUUGGGGAAUUUGAUGUCUCAUUUCCGUAUGAUUUCGCCCCGAAUUCUUUGUGUAAUUGUGAUCAUUUUCAUGAUUAUUUUGUUGUUUUUGACUUGAUUUUAUGCAUGAUUCUGAAGUUUUGUGUUUCAUGGUGUCUUGUUUGCAAAAGAGCUAUUUAAGAGAGGAAAUCGACGUAUUGAUAGCUGGUCAAUAGAAUGCACAUAUCGCUCACAAUCUUCUCACUUUGUUACAGAUUCAUAUCCCCAAUUCAAAUAAUGGUUCACAAGAAUUUUCCCCUUUCUUACACAAUUUGUAUCUGUAGGACAAUGUCAACUUACAUGACUGAGCAACGAUUAGGGUCAACUGGUCAAAGUUUUGGAAUGAUUCCACAUUCAAAUGUAAGUGUGUGUACCAAAAUGAUCACAAAUUACACAAAAUAUGGUAGGCUUAGAGAUGCACUCCACCUGUUCGACCAAAUGCCUAUAAGAGAUACAAUAGCUUGGAAUUCUAUUAUUAAAGGGUGUUUAGAUUGUGAUAAUAUGACUAUGGCGAGAAUGUUUUUUAAUGAAAUGCCUGACAGAAAUGUUGUUUCUUGGACCACGAUGAUAAAUGGGUAUAUGCAGUUUGGCAAAGUAGAGGUGGCUGAAGGAUUGUUUAAAGAAAUGCCUUUUAAAGAUGUUGCUGUUUGGAAUUCUAUGAUUCAUGGGUAUUUUAUUAAUGGUAGAGUUACUGAUGCUGUUAAGAUGUUUGAAGAUAUGCCUUUUAGGAAUAUUGUUUCUUGGACUUCCAUGAUUAGUGGGCUUGAUCAAAAUGGGAGAAGUGCUGAUGCCUUAAGAAUAUUCAAGCAGAUGGUUAGCUGUGGGAUUGAGACCACAGCGACUAUGUUUUCGUGUUUGAUUACAGCUUGUGCCAAUUCAAUGGCUGUUGAGCUUGGUACACAGAUUCAUGCCCGCAUUGUCAAGCUGGGGUGCAUUGUCGAAGAAUUUAUAUCUUCUUCUUUAAUAACAUUCUACGCAAAUUGUAAACAACCGGAAAUUUCUAGAAAGAUCUUUAUGGAAAAUGUGCAUUAUAGUGUAGUUGUGUGGACAUCCCUCCUAACGGGUUAUAGUUUGAACUCCAAGUACGAUCAAGCAUUGACUGUAUUUAGUGACAUGACGAAAAUGGGUAUUUUUCCUAAUGAGUCUUCCUUCACUAGUGUGUUAAAUUUGUGCUGUUCACUAAUGUCUCUUGGUAAAGGACAAAUCGUCCAUGCGGAAGUCAUCAAACUGGGAUUUGAGGCUUCGGCAUUUGUGGGAAAUUCACUUGUAACUUUGUAUUCUAGAUGUGGAAAUAUUGAGGAUGCAAUCAAAGCAUUUAAAAGAAUAAAAGUGAAAAACCUCGUCACCUGGAACUCGAUUAUUGUUGGUAGUGCACAGCAUGGGCGUGCUCUCUGGGCAUUUAUUUUGUUCGCACAGAUUCUACGUGCUGGUGUGGAACCUGAUGAAAUUACCUUAACAGGCUUGCUUUAUGCUAUUGAUCAUUCUGGCAUGUUCUUGAAAGGGAGGCAAUUUUUUCUGUAUUUCAGAAAGUAUACUUCAAUAAAAUUGAAUGUUCAGCAUUAUGGUUGCAUGGUGGAUAUCUUGUGCCGUUCUGGAGAAUUAGUUGAAGCAGAAGAAUUUAUCAAUACUAUGCCGAUAAAAGCAAACUCGCUAAUGCUGUUAAAUCUACUUGGUGCAUGUAGAACACACUCUAAUAUCGAAAUAGCUGAGAGAGUGUCGAAGUAUAUACUUGAUCUUGAUCCACAUUGUAAUGCAGCUCAUACUAUAUUAUCGAAUAUAUAUGCUUCAGCUGAACGAUGGAAUGAUGUUUCAAGAGUAAGAUUGCAGAUGAAAAGCAGAAAAAUAGAAACACAAGAAGGAUGUAGCUGGCUGAAUGAAGGAGGAUAACGGCGUGAUUUCUUUUCUGAUCAAAAUUCCCUUACUACUGAAAACUGCAGAAAACCCUACUGUUUGUCAUGAAAAUUGCACCGUCGUCUGCGUGAAUACAGGCUUACAACUCCCAUCUGAAAGAUUGCAAGAGAAUUCAGAUGAUGGCGCGCAGCACUUUUGCUUAGUAGAGGAUGUCACUGACAGGAAACUUUUGGACCUCAGCACCAGAGUCAUUCAGCCGUUCCCAUGUACCAAUUGUUUGUUUUCAGCUUAAACGGUGUCAUAAUCAGAUAUAGGAUUGUUGAGCUGAUAAUCGCUGCAAGACAUUCCUGUUUUUUCGUUCUUCAGGAUUCAGGUUUUAUUUGUGAUCAUUGUAAGAAAGAUGAGUGCACUGUGUUAUUUGGGUAUGUUCAGUUCAGAGGGUGAUCCAUACAAUAAUAUGAUCACUAGAUAAAGUAUGGUAGCCUUGUAAGGAUGUAGCUGGUUGAUCACUCAGGAAAGCAGCUAAGGAGGGAAAAGACUAUUGCCAAUGGUUGAUCCAGAUUUGUACUUUUUAUGACAAUUGUUCUUUUGUCGGCGUUUAAGGAUAAAGUUCGAUGCUUUGCGUGCAAAACGCCAGCUAAACUAGUAUGCAAUUCAGAAACUCGGUAUCAGUUCGUACUUAACAAACUGAUUAGCUGUAGUUGUGAAUUGUGAUAAGUACUAUGAUUUCUUGACUUACUGUUGAUGAUCUCAUCGUCAGGUGUAGCAUACUUUCCUCUUGCCAAAGUAAACCAUCCCUCUUGUAAAAGCUGUCAAUCAACCCACAACUUCUUGAUUCUUGAUGGGAAAUAGUUGCUAUGUAUAUUGGUUCAAAUUACUUUUCCUAGAGCAAAUUUUGAAGAAAUUGAUUGUUGUGGGUGUUUCAAAGGCAGGAUGAUGUGCUUAAUUGCUGCUAGUUAUGAUUUUGAUUAUCCUAAAUAGGUCAUGGCUGGAGUUGUGCAUUUGGUUAUUUUUUGGUGUUUGGUUCGCUUGUAAUUCGGUUCGGUUGUAAUUCAGUCAUUUAGUUAGGUUGAACUUUAGGAUUAAUUCGAAGUCAGCAUCGGGGGUCAUAGUUGGUUAUAAUUCAGAUUUUGCUCGGUUUAAGAUUUAGUUUUGGGUUUGCGUUUCCUAUUUAAAUUGGGUUGAAUAUAGGUUUGAAUUUUGUUCGGUUAACUGGAUAAGAAUGAACUCAGUUGGUUAUCGUUUUAGCAUAAUAAUAAAAACAUUAUGCUUGACAAAUACACUUUAUAUAAUA
Messenger RNA from Amaranthus tricolor (Joseph's coat), 3430 nucleotides. RefSeq names its product pentatricopeptide repeat-containing protein At5g46460, mitochondrial. NCBI's taxonomy places the organism in Eukaryota, Viridiplantae, Streptophyta, Magnoliopsida, Caryophyllales, Amaranthaceae. The record is from RefSeq and is a predicted model, not a curated record. Gene Ontology annotation, molecular function: protein binding; RNA binding. The transcript has a single exon. Bases 463 to 2172 code for a protein of 569 amino acids. Gene Ontology annotation, biological process: RNA modification.